UGGUCGCAAACAAACGAAAACAAGGGCCCGCUUCGAGUUUGCGCGGUGUCGUUUUGCUGUUAUAGUAGUUUGAAAAUGUCAAUAAUAGCGAUAAUGAAGUAUACAAAACUCAACAUCGCUAUCUCUCAACGCGCAUGCGUCUUUACGCAUUGGGAUAUAACGUGGAAAAAUCAUUACAGUGCAUGGAAAGCCCUGCAUAGCUCAGCCAUUCGCUCGACAUUUUGGCGUAAAAGAUGGCCUUAAGCUUGCACGAAAGCUUUGAAAGGUGUUGUCGACUAUGUGCGGAGGAGCAAGAAGUGACUAUAAUGAUAUUCAGCGCAGAAGCCGAAGCUAUGCUUCUGCAGAACAAAUUGAACAAGUACUUGUUAAUUGAGGUAGAUGAGGAAGACAAACUCCCUAAAAAUAUCUGCAUCAGAUGCUGUUCUAAAUUGCAAACUGUCUGUGAGUUUAUUGACACAGCCCGCAAGGCGCAGGAGGUGCUGCUCAACCAGAGCAUCAUACUUGACCAGUUCGACCCCCCCAGCUCCCAGAAUUGUAUGGUGCAACCUAUAACUGAAAUAAAAUCAGAAGUUGAAUACUCCGAUGAUGAAAACCCUAUCACUGAAAUGGAAAUUAGUGUUGAUCCGAUGAUGAUUCUUCAGAAUUCAGACAGUUUAUUGUCUCCUAAUAUAGAAGAGAGUACAGAAGAUAAAUGUAAUGAUCAAGAAGAAGAUAUAACACACCUGCACAGUGUGGACGGUGAGAAUGUGACUAUCAAAUUAAUAAAAAAAGGUGAUGCACAUGCAGACCAGUCGGCACCAGGAUUAAAGAAAAAGAAAAUUAAACCUUUCCCAUGUAUUACAUGCAAAAGAAGUUUUUACACAGAGUUGGCAUUGAAGAAUCAUUCAUGGAUACAUUUCAAUGAGGAGAGGGUCAACAAGAAAUUUAAAUGUGGCACUUGUGAGGAGAGCUUUGACUACAAGUGUGAUUUAAUUGUGCAUUUGAAGAAACACAGAACAAACGGGAUGUGCACAAUAUGUGGGAGAUGUUUCAGAACAGAAAGAACUUUAGCAGCCCACAUGACUGUGCACAUGGCGUCUAGUAAAGCAUACACUUGUAAAGUAUGCGGAAGGUCAUACAAUACACGGAGUAACUUGAAAACACACAGCAUCACGCAUAGCAGCGAGAGGCCAUAUCAUUGUCACCUCUGUAAGAAAAGUUUCAAGAGAAAUCAGGAUUUAAAGUUCCACAUCAAUCAACACACUGGAGCUAAGCCAUACAAAUGUCCAUUUUGUGAUAAAAGCUUUGCAAGCUCCGGGAACUGCUACUCUCAUAGAAGUCGGAUGCAUCCUGGUCGUCGCGUCGAUGCUAAGGUCCGGAGACGCAUGGCAGCGUCCCGCGAGAGCCCCUUGGCGCGCGACGCCGCGCUGCACCCGCGCCCCAUCGCGCCCAAGCCGGCGCCCGCGCAGCUCACCUCGGUCAAGGGCAUCUUCAAGUACCAGUGCAGCCUCUGCAACCAUAGCUUUAUGAGGAGAGACAAUUACACUUACCACAUGUAUCAGCAUACGGGUGAAAAGCCAUUCCAAUGCACGUUCUGCCAGGACACGUUUGUGACGAGAAGAGGACUGCUACUGCAUCACGACAAGGAGCAUCCGGGUAGCAAUCGGCCCCUUGCGCUACUGUCCAAGAAUGUGCUGUUAAAGUAAUACUAGUAUUAGGAAGCGCUGGUGGCCUAGCGGUAAGAGCGUGCGACUUUCAAUCUGGAGGUCGCGGGUUUAAACCCCGGCUCGUACCAAUGAGUUUUUCGGAACUUAUGUACGAAAUAUCAUUUGAUAUUUGCCAGUCGCUUUUCGGUGAAGGAAAACAUCGUGAGGAAACCGGACUAAUCCCAAUAAGGCCUAGUUUCCCCUCUGGGCUGGAAGGUCAGAUGGCAGUCGCUUUCGUAAAAACUAGUGCCUACGUCAAAUCAUGGGAUUAGUUGUCAAGCGGACCCCAGGCUCCCAUUAGCCGUGGCAAAAUGCCGGGAUAACGCGAGGAAGAAGAAAGUAAUACUAGUAGUCGAUAAACAAGAGGCGCCCCUUGUCUAUGUAGAAGCAACACUUUGGUAUUGUCUGUAGAUUUGUAAGUGGACCCGGGUCGCUAAUCCUCUGUCUAUUGUUAAGUAAAACCGUACUGAGUGCUGGCGAGUCGAACCAGUCUAAAAUGUGUCAUCGAGAUGCGUAACGAAGGCGCGUUAUCGAAGAGCGCACCUAUACUGGUUUUUUCGCGUUGUACUAGCCUGCGCUUAGGUGCCAAUUAGAAUUAUUAAGACCCUUUUUUGCAGGUAAGUAGCAAGUGUGGUUUUACUUAACAACAGACAAAGGAUGGGGUCUGUUACGAGUCUACUAUAACCUAUACAGACUACGAUCUAUAGACCUUUACAACUUGAGUUAAGGCUACAUAAUGGUCUGCCGACCGUUACGUUACUUAAAUUCAGUUGUUGAAUAUCAAUUAUAUGAAUUUUGACGAAAAUUCCUUGAAGUCACUAUAUAGAUGAGAGGCUCUUCUUAUUUUUUUACCUAACAUUUAAGUGUAUUGAAACAGUAUUAGCUUUAUUCCUUAAUACAUGUUCCAUUCGGGUCAGAGUUGGUAGUAUUUGAAUUUAUAUAUGUGAUUCAACACUACACUGCAAUACAAAGAUUAGUCCUUUAAUUGCAUGCUAGUCAUUGGAAAGCUUGACAAUUUCGAGUUCCCACUGGU
Cydia fagiglandana is the source of this 2718-nucleotide messenger RNA. RefSeq names its product zinc finger protein Gfi-1b-like. The transcript is spliced from 6 exons. Gene Ontology annotation, molecular function: zinc ion binding; DNA-binding transcription factor activity, RNA polymerase II-specific; RNA polymerase II cis-regulatory region sequence-specific DNA binding. Gene Ontology annotation, biological process: regulation of DNA-templated transcription. Bases 234 to 1685 code for a protein of 483 amino acids. The record is from RefSeq and is a predicted model, not a curated record. Gene Ontology annotation, cellular component: nucleus. Lineage: Eukaryota; Metazoa; Arthropoda; Insecta; Lepidoptera; Tortricidae.